Messenger RNA from Rana temporaria (common frog), 6196 nucleotides. It is a transcript of the gene CASTOR2, whose product is annotated as cytosolic arginine sensor for mTORC1 subunit 2. NCBI's taxonomy places the organism in Eukaryota, Metazoa, Chordata, Amphibia, Anura, Ranidae. The transcript is spliced from 9 exons. Gene Ontology annotation, cellular component: cytosol. Gene Ontology annotation, biological process: cellular response to L-arginine; negative regulation of TORC1 signaling. The coding region runs from base 323 to 1312 and encodes 329 amino acids. The record is from RefSeq and is a predicted model, not a curated record.
UGAUCUCUCUCAGUCAGAGGCAGAGCGCCUUCAGCGGCCGGACUACACUUCCCGUGAUGCUCGGGGCGCCGCGGCACAUGCGCAGUGCGGAGCGGCUUGAGUUGUUUGUUCCAAUGUAGCAGCAGCUGCUUUUUUUUUUUUUCUCCCCUCUGCGCUCCGGAGCCGCUUCUGUUCCCGAGUCUUCCUGAACUCAUUGAGCUUCUUCUUCUCCCCCCUCCUCCUCCAAAGCUUUCCCCUUGUCCGUGUCCAGCCCGGUGUAGUCCCUCCUCGCUCCCAGCAGCAGUCCUGUCACACAUGAUCCACAAAUGAGAAGGAGAAAACGAUGGAACUGCAUAUUCUAGAGCACAGGCUGAAAGUAGCCAGCAUAGCCAAUGACAACAUCCAGCUGUUUACCUAUGGACUCAUCAAACUUGCCUUCCUCUCCUCCAAGACAAGGUGCAAGUUCUUCAGUCUUACAGAAACUCCGGAGGACUAUACUAUCAUAGUUGAUGAAGAAGGCUUUUUAGAACUCCCAUCCUCAGAACACUUAAGCGUAGCAGAUGCAACAUGGCUAGCCCUUAACGUGGUCUCGGGAGGCGGUAGCUCAUCUAGCUCUCAACCAAUUGGAGUGACCAAAAUUGCCAAAUCGGUCAUUGCACCGUUGGCAGACCAGAACAUCUCUGUGUUUAUGCUAUCCACCUAUCAAACAGAUUUCAUAUUGGUACGCGAGAGGGAUCUGCCAUUUGUAAUGCACACGCUGGCAGCAGAAUUUACUAUAUUGCAGGUGGUGAAUGGAGAGACUGUGGCUGCUGAUAAUCUUGGAGUAACAAAUGGAUUUGUGAAACCCAAGCUUGUUCAGAGGCCAGUUAUUCAUCCACUUUCAAGCCCCAGCAAUAUGUUCUGUGUUACCAGCCUGGAUCCAUUUACACUUCCAACUGUGACUACACUCCUAAUGGAUGUUAUGUUUUACUCCAAUGGAGUAAAAGAUUCGGUGGUGGGCAGUGAAGAAUCUGGUCAUAUCCGCUUCUUCUCUUUUUCCCUCAUUGAGGGCUACAUUUCCUUGGUGAUGGAUGUACAGACGCAGCAGAGGUUUCCUAAUAAUUUGCUGUUUACAAGUGCGUCGGGCGAGCUUUGGAAGAUGGUUCGUAUUGGCGGACAACCUCUUGGUUUUGAUGAAUGUGGGAUUGUUGCACAGAUCUCAGAACCUUUAGCUGCUGCUGACAUACCUGCCUAUUAUAUCAGUACCUUUAAGUUUGACCAUGCACUGGUACCUGAAGAAAACAUCAAUGGUGUCAUUAAUGCGCUCCAAGUCAGCCAAGCGGAGAAGCGUUAGAAGUCUUCUGCCUUGUUGCUGUUUUUUUUGUUUUUGUUUUCUGUGCAGUAUUUUAAGACAAGCUGAAUCUCAAGAGGUGCCAUGAAGGACGAAAGACACUGAAUUGGAGAUGAAUAUGAGAAUCUCCAGAAAGUUUUUUUUUGUUUUCUUUUAUUCACAUAUGGUUUCUCUGUUUAGUUCCAAAGUGAUCUGUAACCUUCCUGCUAACUUGGUAUAGGACAAAAAAAAAAAGAAACAAGAAAAGGAAAAAAAAAAUGGAAAAAGGAAAAAAGCUAAAAAAUUGCAUUGCACUGUUGCAUUUAGUUAUUACUGAGAUGCAGUGAAGCCUUGGCUGUAGAUGUAUGAUCUGCACCUUUAUAGAUGAGUGUGAAAGUUUCAUUCGAAAUUGUCUUUGUGGAGAGGAAUGAACAUCACACAAUGGUAAAGAAUAUUGCACUGUAUUCAUCUAUUCUUCUUGAAAUGGUGUCAGACUUGCAUAAAGAUUGUAUUAUCAUAACUAGUACUACAUAUUUAAAUAGGUCUCUCUAGCUUCUUACCCUUACCCGUUCCUGAGAGCAAUAGUUUAAGGGCUGCUCCUGCCUGGAACAUGGAUGGAAAGUGAUGAUUGGAGGUGAUUGUCAUCAGUUAAUCUCACUGUAAUUUCCAUGUAGAAAUGAAAGAGGGAGUGUUGGCAGCUUUGUAUAAUUCUCUGCACCUUGACUCUGCUUUUACCUCCUUUUUAUUUCUUUGCAUGGUGAAUUGUGCUGUUUUAUUUUCUAUAUUUUUGUAGUGACUCUUUGGUCUAAAAGAGCCUUCUGGAAGUUUUUAAAAUUGUGAGCCAUGUCCAUGCUUUUCAUGCAAGCCACAAUCCUCUCUUUAGCCUUGCUUUGAAAGCUGCCUCUAAGGCAAAACAAGUGCUUCAUUGUUGGUAAAAAAAAAGAAAACCAUUGUUUUAGCAGUUCAUGAAAGUGAUUUGUUAUCAGAUUUUUAUUAAUUGCUGAAUGAAAAAGAACCAUUUUGCAUGUCCAGAGUUCUUUGUCCUAAGCCUACAUUUUCAAUGUUACACUACAAGCACUAGACUAACCCUUUAUAUACUGUACUGUCACCUUUAUCUUUUGCAAACACCUGCCUUGAAGCUCUUGCACCUUGUAAGGAGAGAUUUACUAAAUUAUAGUAAAUGUGUAUAAAUUUAUGGCAAAUCACCAGAUUCAUGCUCCGUGCAUGAAUGGAAUACAUUUCCCAGAUUAAAGUGAUUUCCAGAAUAACAUGUACUGGUCACCUUUUACCUACUUAUUGGAGGCUGACAAUUUGUAAGCUGAUCCAAUGUUUCUGAAAACUCACCCUACCAAUUUGUUGUAGUGUGAUUUAAUUGGUUCCUAAGGAACUUAUAGCGUCAUCCUCACAAAUAUUGGAAAAGUCCAUGUUGUGGAGGAGACUAGAUCACAUAAAAUACAAUGUGGCCACAAUUAAACUGAAAAUAUUCAGGGUCGCGCAUCUUAAUGCAGGAAUUGAGCAGAAAAAUAUAAGUAGCUAAUUAGCAUAUGCAAGAAAUUGUGUAUGGCCCUUGGUAGAGGCUGUUGGACUAUUGUGACAAGCUGUUAAAGGGUCUCUCAAAAUGAACAGUCUGAAGCCUUUGCAAGGGUGGCACCUUGCCAAUUCUGAAUUAUGUAAUCAACUGUACUUAAAUCAUUAUCCAUUCUGAAAUUAACAGUGACUGUUGCAGUAGGCUAGGAGCUUUUGCCAGGAUCCACACCCAAAUUGGAUGUUUCCUCAAAUGUAAUGUUUACAAAGUAUUUUCAGUUUUUUGUUAACGUUGAACUCAAUGGUCAUAAAAACACUAAUUAUUACAGUUAUGGAUUUAAUUAAAAACAUUUUUUUUUUAAAUAUAACUAGUGUAAGUACUUGAAUUUGACUUCAUAUCAGACCUUUGCAAGCAUUUAUACAACAGCAUUCAGAUUCAGACUGGGAGGGGUGGAAUUGGGAGCCAGUCAGGUGUACUUACUACAGUGUUCUGAGACGGAACAUGUUGAAGUCCGAAGAUAGCAGAGGGAUGGGGUCACCAGUCUACUGUUGCUCCACUAUUGCCUAGUCACAUGCUUGGGGCAAGAAGGUGACCAAGCUUUGUUGUUUACCCGCAGUAGAGAAACGUGUCACAAAGCCAACUAUGCUGUCAGGCAAAACUGUGUAGAUCCUAGGAUAAAUGGACAUUAAUACAAAUCUUUUGUUCAGUUACAAAUAUCCUAUAUGUGUAUUUCAUUGUGUAGUAAACCUUUGUUUGGAAUUUACUUUAACAUUUUGCACCAGUUUUCCAUCUGGCCCUCCUGUUAGAUCAUCACCCUGAAUACGGUCAGUUUAAUUCUGGCCAUCUUGGAAUAUGUGUGGCCUGCCACACCUGUAUGCAAUAACAGUUUGCACCAGUGUAAAUCUUAAGUCUGAAAAUGUAUUUGCAUUGUAAAAUGUAAUUUUGUGUCCUUGGACAUCAUGUUUAAUCCCUAGUAUCAAUGAGAGGCGAACCGUUUGGUCAGGGUUGGGUUUGCUUCUAUUAUAAUGUAUAAAGAAUUUUUCUGCACUGGUCAUAAAUGAUUACUAAUCCUGAGCAACUUGGCUUACCAAGAGCAUAGAGUACAUUACAUUUUCAUGCAUCUAUUUCUGUACUGUAAGAUCAUAUUGGACCUAAUUUUUAACAUAGCUGUUUAAACUUUUACAACUCAUGUUUAUAACAUAUCAUGGCAAGUCCAGGUAAAUGUCCUCACUUCUAAAUAGCAGUCUGCUGCUAAAAAUGUCAUAUCUUAAUUAGAGGAGUUUUGUUAGGAAUGCUUGGGCUUUCUGUAACUGUAUUUUGUUUGCAUGUUUCAAAGCAUACAGUAUAUCCGAAAUUUUGCAGUAAAUGGGUUAAAAAUGCUGACAAGUCAUUUCAUUAGGCAUCAACUAAGCUAAAAGCUAGGAUAAAAACUCACUUCAAGUUGUCAUGUGGAAGUCCUUUAAAUUAUUUCCUCCCUAGCCCCACUUUAUAUAAAAAAAAAGGGCUUUAGUUCAGUCAUGUGAUAGACAUUCUCCCAAAUAUAGUUGUGCGGGCUUAACUUUUACAUGCAGGCAAAAAGGUAAAUAUAAAAUGUACACAAAAGUUUAUUUUUGAGCACACAAAAACUAAAAAUACAUUCAAGCAUUAUUUUUUAUUAAUGAAGGCCUCAUGCACACUACUGCCUAAAGAUGCAGUGUUUUUACGCAUAGUUUUAUUUUUUUUUAACUUACCUAAAUGCAGCCCAUUGUUUUUAAUGUGCCUGUAUCACAGGCACAUAAAACAUGUGCUGCAUAUAGAUGAGUAGAAAAAAUCCUGAAAUCUGGUCAGUAUUUUGUGCAUGUACGUGGAUAUGCAUGUAAAAUGCUGAUUUGAAGAGGUCAAAUAAAGAGCUAGAAAUUAUUUUACACGUGUAUGUGCAAAUACACACAAUAUAAACACAAGACAUUUUGGCCAGGAAUACUAAUGUUCAAAGAUCAGUACGAUAUGCAAGUACCAUAAAAAAAAAAAGUAAUUUUCCCAGACACUUUAGGGUUUUAUAACCUUUCUGUAUUGCAAGAUGGCAAUGGCCAUACAUAUAUUCUCUGUUCUACAAGUACCAUAAAAAAAAAAAGUAAUUUUCCCAGACACUUUAGGGUUUUAUAACCUUUCUGUAUUGCAAGAUGGCAAUGGCCAUACAUAUAUUCUCUGUUCUACAAGUACCAUAAAAAAAAAAAGUAAUUUUCCCAGACACUUUAGGGUUUUAUAACCUUUCUGUAUUGCAAGAUGGCAAUGGCCAUACAUAUAUUCUCUGUUCUACAAGCUUUAAAAAAAAAUAUUAUUUUGAUUGCUCUCCUCUACAAGAUGCAGGGAGGAACACACACAUUGUGGGCUGUGAAAAACAGACAAAUUGUAGUAGUUGUAGAAUAUGCUUGGAUCAUUUUUUGUCUGUUAUCAGUAAUGUACUAUGACCUCUGAGGCCCUAGAGAAGCAUCAUUAACUAUAAUUUACUAUACUUCAUCCAAAAAAUCACAUUAUGAUUCUUUGUGCAACUUUCAUAAUGGCCAGUGCCACCACAGUGCUUACUCCACACUUUUCCUGCAAUUGUUGAGUCAUUCAUAAAUGGUAGGGUGUAUUGUGGAGUCCUCUGUGUUUUUCAGAUUGUCAUCUGCAUAACACAGCAGAGAACAUUCCAUAGUGGAAAGAGAGCUCAGUCAUAUGGUUUUGACAGGUCAUGGGCAGACUCCUCCUCCUCAUGACACUUUUAUUUUCCUCCAUACAUUUUAAUAUUCCAAAGCAAAUGUUGGCCCAUAUAGGGCUUAUUUGUAAAGCACACAGCCAUGCCACAAGUUUUUCUUUUUUUUUUUUUUUUUAGGUACGAUCAGGCUGCUGCUUUUUGAAUGGGCCUUAAGGUUUUACCCUGCCAGUAAAAAUAAAACCGCUGAUAUAGACUUAAAGCUUUGAAUUUUGUAGAGAUAGACCUCACAUCUAAUGGCUUCCUCCAUUUAUUUAUUUUAAACAAACCAUUUUUUGUUAGUCUAACUUUACACAUUCUAAUUUGCUGGGGAUUUAUGAGGAAUGCUUCUAAAGUGCAUCAUCGAGAGCUUGCUUACACGAGAGAAUCAAGGCUAAAAGUGCUGCCCCUCCUUCUGAAAAUGCUAGAAGCUUGACUGUCAUGAUGAUCCCUUUGCUUCAGUACUUCAGUCCCUGAAUGGUUUGUUAAUUUUGUUUCAGGCCAGUGACCAAAAGAGCAUUCUAACCAGAGUCUCAGGCAUUUUCUGAGGGAGGUCAGCAAUGGCAACCCCCAUAUAUCGUAAAAGGCUUUUUCUUAACGUGUUUUUGUUAUUUUUGACUCAGAGGAGGCAUCAACAACAUUUUAUGCAAAUAAAGACCAAUAUUAAAUUUGA